Molecule: messenger RNA, 396 nt
Organism: Talaromyces stipitatus ATCC 10500
Lineage: Eukaryota; Fungi; Ascomycota; Eurotiomycetes; Eurotiales; Trichocomaceae
Exons: 2
Coding region: 1-396 (131 amino acids)
Source: RefSeq, a predicted model, not a curated record
AUGACUACAAUUAAGAAACGAAUAAGCCGGCAUACGAGAAGUUCAUCUGAGGCUAUUGAUGAAGUGUUUACACGGGCAUCAAAAGCUUAUGAAACAACCAUGAAUGAUCUCUUACUCGCCCGGAAAGAAAAUCAUGAUUUACGGACUGCACAUGAAAAAGAGAAACAGAAACGUCAAAAAUCUAAGAAGCAAGUAUCUAAUGAGCAAGGAAUUAGUACGGAGGAGGCUCAGGUGCUUAUACAAGAUCAGAUUGAGGCAUCUCAAGCUGUUACUACUGUUCCGGCCGAGCCUGAGCUUCCAGUCUCUCAUCCACCUAAAUUGAGAUUUGGAUUCAAGAUUGUGUACGCGUUCGGGAAAAAAUGCCCCUUCGCUUACCGAUUACGUUAUGUGUGGUAA